AUGGAAAACAAAUCAGGUGAAGGGAAACAACAACAUAUCCCUCUACUGAGCCCUUAUAAAAUGGGAAACUUUCAGCUAUCACAUAAAGUUGUAUUGGCGCCAUUAACAAGGCAAAGAUCAUAUGGUAAUGUUCCACAACCACAUGCUAUCCUUUAUUACUCACAAAGAACCACAAAAGGAGGUCUUCUAAUAGCCGAGGCCACAGGAGUUUCUGAUACUGCCCAAGGGUACACUGAUACUCCUGGAAUAUGGACAAGGGAGCAAGUGGAGGCCUGGAAACCAAUUGUAAAUGCUGUCCAUUCCAAAGGAGGAAUCUUCUUUUGCCAAAUUUGGCAUGUGGGCAGAGUUUCCAACACAGGUUUCCAGCCCAAUGGACAGGAUCCUAUAUCAUGCACAGACAAGCCAUUAACACCUCAAAUUGGACUAGAUGUUGCAGAAUUUACCCCUCCACGGCGCCUUACAACAGAUGAAAUUCCUCACAUUGUAAACGAUUUUCGGCAUGCUGCUAGAAAUGCCAUUGAAGCUGGUAAAAAUAGGAUUGAGAUCCAUGGAGCUCAUGGCUAUCUAAUUGACCAGUUUAUGAAAGACCAAGUCAAUGAUCGAACUGACCAAUAUGGAGGGUCUUUAGAGAACCGUUGUAGAUUUGCACUCGAAAUAGUUGAAGCAGUUGUAAAUGAGAUUGGAGCUGACAGAGUUGGAUUUAGGCUUUCCUCAUUUGCUGACUACAUGGAAUCAGGAGACUCAAACCCAAGUGCUUUGGGUCUUUACAUGGCUGAAUCUUUGAAUAAGUAUGGUAUAUCUUAUUGCCACAUGGUUGAGCCUAGGAUGAAAACACUUGCGGAAAAAGUUGAAUGUCCUGAAAGCCUUGUACCCAUGAGGAAAGCAUUUAAAGGUACUUUUUUGGUAGCUGGCUGUUACGAUAGAGGAGAUGGAAACAAAGCUUUGCUUGAAGAUCGAACUGAUCUUGUUGUAUAUGGGCGUCUAUUCUUAGCCAAUCCAGAUUUACCAAAGCGAUUUGAGCUAGAUGCUCCUCUGAACAAGUAUAUCAGGGAGACAUUCUACAUAUCUGAUCCUGUUGUUGGCUAUACUGACUAUCCACUUCUAGAAACCACAGCAUGA
Solanum verrucosum is the source of this 1119-nucleotide messenger RNA. RefSeq names its product 12-oxophytodienoate reductase 1-like. NCBI's taxonomy places the organism in Eukaryota, Viridiplantae, Streptophyta, Magnoliopsida, Solanales, Solanaceae. The transcript is spliced from 5 exons. Gene Ontology annotation, molecular function: FMN binding; oxidoreductase activity. The coding region runs from base 1 to 1119 and encodes 372 amino acids. The record is from RefSeq and is a predicted model, not a curated record.